AUGGCUGGGGCAAUCGAACCACCUCAACCCCAACUACCCCGACGUCCACGCAUUGCGGUUACAUUGGGUGAUCCGUCCGGUAUUGGUCCUGAGCUGAUUGCCAAGCUCCUUAGUAACCCAGCGAAUUGCCAGAGGGCCGACAUUGUUCUUCUAGCUGAUGAGACUGAGUUUCAAUCCGCUAGAGCUGAUGCAGGAGGUGUGGAUGUCGCUAUUUCUCCCGGCGCUGCUGGGCCUAAUAGAAUUCAAGUGCUUGACGACAACAGCGCCGGGCGAUAUUUAUCUACGCAAGGAGAGGUUUCCAAGGCCAGCGGGGCACGCAGCAUCCAUCAAUUAAAGAGAGCAUUGAAACUGGUACAAGCCGAUGAGGUUGACGCCAUCGUCUUCGCCCCAUUAAAUAAGAGCUCUCUGAAACUCGCGGGCAUGACAGAGGAAGACGAACUGCGAUGGUUCGCCAACCAAUUGGACUUCAAGAGCAUCACUAGCGAGAUCAAUAUUGCGGGACCGCUGUGGACCGCUAGAGUCACGAGCCACAUUGGGAUAGAGGAGGUUGCGCAACGCAUUACCAAGGUAUCAACACUGAGAGCUAUCGAGCUGUUGCACCGGCUGAGGUGGGAGUCGGGGAUUGAGUCUCCUCGCCUAGGCGUCUGCGCACUUAACCCUCACAGCGGUGAGAACGGCGCGUUCGGGCGGCAAGAGAUAGAUCACAUUCGUCCCGCGGUUGAAGCAGCUCGGGAAAGCGGUAUCAAUGUCCAGGGUCCAUUCCCAUGCGACACCAUCUUCAUCAAGCGACAGCAUUUUGAUGGCAUUGUCACUAUGUACCAUGAUCAGGGGCAGAUUGCAAUGAAACUACUAUCAUUUGACGGUGGAGUUACUGUGCAAGGUGGCCUUCCUAUUCCUGUUGCCACGCCUGCUCAUGGUACAGCCUUUGAUAUCGCCGGCAAGAAUCUAGCGGCUGUCACUAGCACUCAGAAUGCCUUCGACAUUGCUGUGACAAUGGUGGAGAGGAGGAUCCUGAAGGAAUCACGCCUGGUUUCUGAUGUUAUGCCUGUCAAAACUGGACCCUUUCCAAAAACCACACUAGUGGAAAUCAUCAGCACCUCAUGUUGCUGA
Messenger RNA from Talaromyces proteolyticus, 1110 nucleotides. RefSeq names its product 4-hydroxythreonine-4-phosphate dehydrogenase. The coding region runs from base 1 to 1110 and encodes 369 amino acids. Lineage: Eukaryota; Fungi; Ascomycota; Eurotiomycetes; Eurotiales; Trichocomaceae. Gene Ontology annotation, molecular function: NAD binding. The record is from RefSeq and is a predicted model, not a curated record. The transcript is spliced from 2 exons.